Messenger RNA from Mesocricetus auratus (golden hamster), 3838 nucleotides. It is a transcript of the gene Kctd20, whose product is annotated as potassium channel tetramerization domain containing 20. Gene Ontology annotation, biological process: positive regulation of phosphorylation. Gene Ontology annotation, cellular component: cytoplasm. Gene Ontology annotation, molecular function: protein binding. The transcript has 7 exons. NCBI's taxonomy places the organism in Eukaryota, Metazoa, Chordata, Mammalia, Rodentia, Cricetidae. The coding region runs from base 191 to 1237 and encodes 348 amino acids. The record is from RefSeq and is a predicted model, not a curated record.
ACAGCUAAUGUUUUCGGUGAGAAUUCAGCAGACGGACAAGGCCGACGAGGAACUCUUUGGUCGACUUAAGAAAAGGCAUUCCUCUGCCCUUUCACGGUGUCCGUUCGCUGAGAAGCCAUUAUUUCCCGGGAAGUUUUGAUUUGCACCUGACUAUGCCUCUCAGCCAGCGCGCCAUCAGUAUCCUUACAUAAUGCCGCUCCCUGAAGACAGCAAGGGCUCAUGCUUCCAGAGUGGAAGCAAGCGGAGCCAUGAGCCCUUCAUCGUUUCAGAGAGAUUUGGAAACAGCGGCGUAGGCUUUGGAGGUAGCUCUCACUCCCAGGCCCCAGAGAAAGUGACACUUCUUGUAGAUGGCACACGUUUUGUUGUCAACCCUCAGAUUUUCACUGCUCAUCCGGAUACCAUGCUGGGAAGAAUGUUUGGACCAGGAAGAGAAUACAACUUCACGAGGCCCAAUGAAAAGGGGGAGUAUGAGAUUGCGGAAGGGAUCAGUGCCACUGUGUUCCGCACGGUGCUGGAUUAUUACAAAACGGGCAUCAUCAACUGUCCUGAUGGCAUCUCUAUCCCAGAUCUGAGAGACACGUGUGACUAUCUCUGCAUCAACUUUGACUUCAACACUAUCCGGUGUCAGGAUCUGAGUGCUUUACUCCAUGAGCUGUCCAACGAUGGUGCCCACAAGCAAUUUGACCGCUACCUCGAGGAGCUGAUUCUGCCCAUCAUGGUGGGCUGUGCCAAGAAAGGGGAACGGGAGUGCCACAUCGUCGUGCUGACCGAUGAGGACUCUGUGGACUGGGAUGAAGACCACCCCCCGCCCAUGGGGGAGGAGUACUCCCAAAUACUUUACAGCUCCAAGCUCUACAGAUUCUUCAAAUAUAUCGAGAAUCGGGAUGUUGCUAAGACAGUGCUAAAGGAGCGGGGUCUGAAGAACAUCCGCAUUGGAAUUGAAGGCUACCCUACCUGCAAAGAAAAGAUUAAGAGGAGGCCUGGCGGGAGGUCUGAAGUCAUCUACAAUUACGUGCAGCGCCCCUUUAUCCAGAUGUCAUGGGAGAAGGAAGAAGGAAAGAGUCGCCAUGUGGAUUUCCAGUGUGUUCGCAGCAAAUCCCUCACUAAUUUGGUGGCUGCUGGAGAGGACGUCUUAGAAGACCAGGAGAUAGUGAUGCACCACCCUCCGCAAGUGGACGAACUCGACCGGUUAAAUGCCCCCCUCUCUCAGAUGGCUCCUAAUGACUUCCAAGAUUAGGGACAAUCAGGUCUGUCCUCCCUCGCCAGAGCUCUUCGUGUGGGUAUCCUCAACCCAUCCUCCCUGUCCUCCUGUGGUUUCUCACCGUAAGGAGAUGCUUCCCCCCAUCUAUUUCUGUCCCCUCUGUUAUCACGCCCUUUUCUGAGUCUGCCUCUGGCCGGGUGAAGCAGCCCUCUGGUAAUUAGACGACCAGUUUAGCCGGCUGUGGUAAACACUUUGGGUCUGAUGUUGUUGGUUGCGUCUUGUAUAACUGUAGGAGGAUAAGUAGACUCCUGUCGCCUCGUGGUUGGCACAGUAGUCACAUCCUUUACACCCAGUGGGUGGGCUUUGCACCAGACAAGUUGCUUAAUAGUGAAAGGACCAAACAUCAAAGGAGACUGUGCCGGGGCAGGUGUGCCAGGGCAGGUGGAAGGCAGGUCCCAGGUGUCAUCUGGGCAGAGUGUCUGAAAGGAGUCCCCACGCGCUCAGACUUAGCUCUGCAUUAGCACAGGAACAGUCCGGCAUACGAGACAGGGUCCGCAGCAGGAAGAGCGUGGCCCGCCCGCAGUGGUAGUACGGCCUCUGUCUGGGGAUUCAGAGCCCAAGCUGAUGCUUCAUUUGGAAGUGAAAUGGAAACCAGGUGGCAGAGUGGCUCCAGAUCAGGCGGGGACAGCGUGUGCUGUGGGUGUGGCAGGAGACUUGGUACCUUGAGGUUCGCUUGGUACCUUCCUGUGAGCUCCAGAGGAGGGUUGUGGUGAGUGGAUGGAAUUGUUACCCAGAGUUCACACCAGUACACUCACGUCUGUGUUUCUUCUCUCUCUCUUUUUAGUAGCCCAUUAGCUCUGGAGCAUGUUCAGAAAAUCGGCUGUCCUCCCCAGGGUCAGGUCCAGGCCUUGCCAUUUGAUCUGUUCACCCUGCCAUGUGUGGUAGAUGGUAAUCCAGAUCAGUGGUCAGCACCUUCCUCUGACGCUUCCAUGGCUGUCUGCAGGGUCAAGAGCCAGACAGCCGUAUCUGGGAUUACUUUACCCUCAACAUUUCCCCAUCGUGGGUGGUGCAUGUCAACUGUUUCCUUCAAGUUCCUUAAAAGAACACGGUUGUUUCUUGACAUCUGCUCCCAUUGGGCGCUGUAUGGUAUACUGCUUGAUGGCUUGGGGAGAACAAGGCUGCUCUUAGGAUGUUUUCUUUGUCAUGGCAGCAUCACAGUGGGAGCUGGUGUGAGAUCUUCCUUGCUCAGGAAACAGGUGUAACUAAGCAACCCUGGUUUUUGUGGUGAUCAUUGGUGUUUCGGUGAGGCUGAAGGCCAGCAUCCAGAAUGCGGAUUAAGGUUAUUCGUGUCCAGAAGUUACUUCUGGGAAGUUUACCAGCUCGUGUUUGAGGCCAGGUUUGGCCUUGACUUUGUUGGUGCUGUCUGCUCACCGGUGGCUGAGUAGCCCAGGCCCUGGUUCAGUGGUGCUUUCCCUGUGCUGAUCCAUUGGCGGCCACUGGAGGGAGUGCGUGUCCGUGUGCAGUGUUAGGUGUGGGCGUCCUUUCUUUGUCCUUCCGAGAUGGUUGGCUGCCUUUAUGAACUAGGUCUUACUGCAUACCCCGAAUAAGUCAUCGUGCUGUGGCUCCAGCAGUCUGAAGGCUCAUCAGUGGCAUUGGGUGGUGGGGACCAAAGGAUGGCCGGGGACACUCACAGGCCGUGUGGAGAGGAGGCUUCUUUCGACCCUCAGCCCCACCCUCUCCGACAUGUCAGUCCUGUAGUCUGGUGCUCACCUCAGUCUUGCCUGCUGUCCCCAGAGUUGGGACGUUCUUUAGUGCUCCUCGCAGGACCAAGGCUGGGGUACAGUAGUCUUUGGAGUUGGUUACUGGCUGUAUGAAGGAGAGGACUUCUCUAGUAAAGAGAUGGAUUUGGAGCUGAUGUAGCUCUUGUGAGUGCCUGAAUAAGUAGGUCAGGCUGUGUGCACAGAGACGGUCUUGUGAGAAAGGUGACUGACUACUCAGUCUCAGCAAGACGGAGGAUAGCUUGCACCUGAGGCUUGACCGCUUAGUGUGUCCUUGUAGCCUGUGUAGCUGUGAGAAACACCUGCUACACAGAACAGGGACACAGUAUGAGAAUGUCAGGAAUUACACGGCUCUCCGUGGUGGAAAAAGGUGACGGCAAAAUUGGAAGAUGGAAGAGAAGAGACUGGGUGGGUACAGGAGCCAUAGUUACUUCACCAGCACCUCAGAGUGUCCAGGCCUGAGAGACACUGGAAGCAGCACGGAAGGGACAUCCUCUCAGCCAGACGGUGUGUUGUAGGAGAGCGAGUGCUCAGAGCACAGGCUUCAGCUGUGUCACUCAGCUUGUUUUUACGUCAGAAGUUUUAGUGGCACACUAGCAGCCACUUGUUGACAUCUGCAAUUUCUGAGGUGGGUUCAGGGAGCUCAGCAGGAUGCUGCCGCCUUCCCAGGAGGCAGAGCCACUUUUGUGUCUGGCUGGGAUCAUUUCUGGAAAAUUACAUUUUCUCCUAAAGGCAAAAUGCUUGUAGGUUUUGCCUCUGACUUUGUAUUUACUUUUGAAGUUGCACUCGUUCACCUACCAGUGUUUACGGAAUCCUGUAUAUGGGAUGCUUUUUCUAUAAUAAAAUAUUUUUAUUUGUG